Drepanopeziza brunnea f. sp. 'multigermtubi' MB_m1 is the source of this 1383-nucleotide messenger RNA. RefSeq lists its product as uncharacterized. Gene Ontology annotation, molecular function: peptide-N4-(N-acetyl-beta-glucosaminyl)asparagine amidase activity. The record is from RefSeq and is a predicted model, not a curated record. Gene Ontology annotation, cellular component: cytosol; nucleus. NCBI's taxonomy places the organism in Eukaryota, Fungi, Ascomycota, Leotiomycetes, Helotiales, Drepanopezizaceae. Gene Ontology annotation, biological process: protein deglycosylation; protein quality control for misfolded or incompletely synthesized proteins; glycoprotein catabolic process.
AUGUCCAACUCCCAGCCCUACGGCGGCAGUGCACAGAAUGGCCUGAGGGAAUUUGACGAUCGGUGGGCGCGCGGUCUGACGGCACAGUUCGAGGGCCUGUUGCGGACGAAGCGGCUGAAUGAACUGGAACAGAGGAUCUCGCCGAGAGAGCGGAGGACCUCGGAGCGCCCCUCAACUGCCUCCCAGCCAUCACCACGAUCCGGCAGUCGGCCUGCGACUCCCUCUUCUCAUUCCAGCCCAUCCCCCCCACCGUAUGCCUCGCUAAGGCACCAAGCCAAGGUCCCCUCGCCACCGGCCGAUGCGCAGUCGCAGAAAUUCCGGAACCUCCUCAUCUCGUUAUCAUUGACCCCUACCAAGUACGAAAACCCGGGACUGCUGGAUGAGGCAUUGCAGGUGAUUCCCCUGGAUCGGAUAUAUGGCGAGGCAGAGGAGGAGAGUCAAGUGCUCCAGGCUCAGGCGGAGAGCAUGGGCGAUGGACGCAAGCCGGAAUGGGGCUACCAAGACUGUGUCAUCCGCGCAUUACUGAGAUGGUUUAAGCGCUCGUUCUUUUCCUGGGUCAACAACCCGCCGUGUUCAGUGUGUCUCUCGCCAACAAUUGCGCAAGGCACGACACCACCUACGCCCGAGGAGACGGCAUACGGAGCCCUUCGAGUCGAGUUGUAUCGAUGUUCGGCUGGUGACUGUGGUGCGUACGAGCGAUUCCCACGAUACGGCGAUGUGUGGCGGUUACUGCAAACACGGAAGGGACGAUGUGGAGAAUGGGCAAACGCGUUCAGCAUGCUGUGCCGAGCCGUCGGAGGACGGGUGCGAUGGGUAUGGAACGCCGAAGACCAUAUCUGGACGGAAGUCUACUCGGAGAUGCAACAACGGUGGAUCCACGUCGAUGCUUGCGAAGAGGCGUGGGACAACCCGCGGCUGUAUGCCGAGGGCUGGGGAAAGAAGAUGUCAUACUGCAUUGCCUUUUCGAUGGAUGGAGCGACGGAUGUGACGAGACGCUAUGUCCGCAAGCCUGAGCAAGCCCUUGAGCGGAGGAGGUGUCCCGAAGAAGUUUUGCUUCACAUCCAGAACGAGAUUCGUAGUCUUCGCCGCUCGAACAUGGCCAAGGAUGAACGCUUCAGGCUCGAGAAAGAGGACCGCCGGGAGGACAAUGAGCUGCGAGGCUACGUCGUUGUUCAGAUUGCAGAGGCCGUUGCGUCGUCUCUUAUCCGACCAGGUGACCCGUCUAUGAUGGCACUUGCUCCCCGUCAACAGCAGGAUCAGAAACUGCCGGUGGAGCAGCCUGCUGGAAGACAGAGCGGUGCCCAGGAAUGGGUCAAUGCCAGAGGAGAGAAUGGCCAGCGACGCAAUGAUGAGAGUCGAGAUCCUUCACAACGCAGCUUCUGA